AUGUCAAGCUCCUCUGACAGUCUGCAGUUCACUUUGUCCACCCAUGGAGACUCCAUCCUUUGCAAAAUGAAUGUUCUGAGAGAAGAGCAUCGCUUCUGUGAUAUCCAGCUCAUCCUCGGGAGUACAAAUGACUCUACUACCCAGCUUCUGCGCUUCCACGGUCACAGAGUGGUGCUUGCAGCAUCCUCAGACUUUCUGCGCGAUCAGUUCCUGCUCCAUGAAGACCAGGCAGAACUGAGUGUGCGUGUAGUUUCCAGUGCAAGAGUUGCAAAGACAUUGCUGCUGUCCUGCUACACCGGUGUCCUAGAGGUGCCUUUGAGAGAGCUGGUGAGCUACCUGACUGCAGCCAGUGCACUUCAGAUGAGCCAGGUGGUGGAGAAAUGUACCCAGGCCCUCUCCCAGUAUCUGAACCCUGAUCCUUGCUUAAAAUUACAGAGAUGCUCGAAGGAGAAGGAAAAACAACAGCUAGACAGAAACUGGCGAAGUUCCAGCUCUGGAAAUCAGAGGGGAAUGGAUGCAGUCCAGCUCAGCACUAGCAUCCUGGAAUCAAAUACUAAAAAAGAGAGAGCAGUCCUGAGUCAGCCUAAGUUGAAUGUCAGCCAAGAAGCUGAGGUGGAUGGUCAAGGACUGAGAGAGAUAAAAUUGAUGGAAAUCUCCCAGAAACAACAUGAGCAAAGAGGAGGUCAAGCAGAAGAAGAAAACGUGUUGACAGUGGCUGCUCAGCUGCAAGAUGGAGAGUUGAUGGAGUCCAAACUAUGUGGCCAAUCGGGGACACAUUUAGUAAAGAUUAACUUAACUGCAGAGGAUUCAGACAGCAUAGUGGUCCAGAGGCCAUACCUGUGCAGGAGGUGUGACAAAAUCUUCCAACACCUGCAGAGCUACGUGGGCCACCUGAAGGAGCACAGACAGUUUCCAUGUUUGGUGUGUGGGGAGAGCUUUUCUCAGAAGAGCAAACUAACUCGUCACAUACAUGUCCACACUGGUGUCAAGCCUUUCCGGUGUCCACUAUGCCACAAGACGUUCACCCAGAAGGCCUUGCUGCAAGAACAUCUUCACCUGCACACAGGAAACUGGUCCCAUAUGUGUGCCCUGCAGCUUACCCACAAGCCAGGCCUCAGACGCCAGCUGAGUGAGAGCAGGACUCUACCAAAGGUGCUCGAGGAGGGCAGUGAAGCAGAGUUAGCAUGA
Molecule: messenger RNA, 1188 nt
Organism: Melanotaenia boesemani (Boeseman's rainbowfish)
Lineage: Eukaryota; Metazoa; Chordata; Actinopteri; Atheriniformes; Melanotaeniidae
Product: zinc finger and BTB domain-containing protein 12-like
Exons: 3
Coding region: 1-1188 (395 amino acids)
Biological process (GO): regulation of transcription by RNA polymerase II
Molecular function (GO): DNA-binding transcription factor activity, RNA polymerase II-specific; RNA polymerase II cis-regulatory region sequence-specific DNA binding; protein binding
Source: RefSeq, a predicted model, not a curated record